This is a messenger RNA of Xyrauchen texanus (razorback sucker), 2436 nucleotides long. RefSeq lists its product as uncharacterized. Gene Ontology annotation, biological process: protein polyubiquitination; ubiquitin-dependent protein catabolic process. The transcript is spliced from 8 exons. Bases 1213 to 1899 code for a protein of 228 amino acids. NCBI's taxonomy places the organism in Eukaryota, Metazoa, Chordata, Actinopteri, Cypriniformes, Catostomidae. Gene Ontology annotation, molecular function: ubiquitin protein ligase activity. The record is from RefSeq and is a predicted model, not a curated record.
UUCACAAUCAUCAUUUGAAAAGGCCAGGUGAUGCAAAUUUGAAAGCUUUAUACAGUACAUACUCUGACUCCUCAAAUCUUGUCCCAACAAUCAGCAGCCAUGGCUCCUCUAAGCAGCUGCCUAGCACUCUGAAAAUUAAAAUAAUUGCUGCCCACAAAGCAGGGGAAGGCUAUAAGAAUAUAGCAAAGCGUUUUCAGGUAGCCGUUUCCUCAGUUCGUAAUUUAAUUUAAAAAAGGCAGUUAACAGGAACGCCGGAGUUCAAGUUGAGGUCUGGAAGACCAAGGAUAGGAUUGCUAGAAAGGCCAAUCAAAACCCCCUUUUGACUGCAAAAGACCUUAGGGAAGAUUUAGCAAACUCUGAUGCACUAGUGGUGCACUGUUCUGCUGUGCAGCAACACUUGCACAAAUUUGACCUACAUGGAAGAGUCAGGAGAAGAAAAUAUUUCAUGCAUCCUCACCACAAAAUUCAGCGUCAGAAGUUUGCAAAUGAACAUCUAAAUAAGCCUGAUGCAUGUUAGAAACAAGUCCUGUGGACUGAUGAAUGUAUGUUUGGAGAAAAAAGGUUGCAGAAUUUAAUGAAAAGAACACCUUUCCAACUGUUAAGCACGGGGGUGGAUCGAUCAUGCUUUGGGCUUGUGUUGAUGCCAGUGGCACAGGGGAACAUUUCUCUGGUAGAGGAAAGAAUGGAUUCAAUUAAAUACCAGCCAAUUCUGGAAGCAAACAUCACACCAUCUGUAAAAAAGCUGAAGAUGAAAAGAGGAUUGCUUCUACAACAGGAUAAUGAUCCUAAACACACCUCAAAAUCCACAAUGGACUACCUCAUGAGGUGCAAGCUGAAGGUUUUGCCAUGACCCUUACAGUCCCCUGACCUAAACAUCAUCGAAAAUCUGUGGAUAGACCUCAAAAGAGUAGUGCAUGCAAGAAGGCCCAAGAAUCUUACAUAAUUAGAAGCCUUUUGCCAGGAAGAAUAGGGGGAAAUCCCCCAAACAAGAAUUGAAAGACAUUACGAUUUUGCCAAGGAUGCCUAAGUCAAUCGAUUCGAGUUAGAGCUCAUUGUCCACACUGCAGGGGCCAAGUAAACAGUCCUGGUUUAGCUUUUAAUCCAGUGCGUCCUUUUGAAAGGCGGAGGCCUCGGCGCCAGAUCCUGUAUGGAGAUUCUUUAGCAUUCAAUGCAGGAAGACCUGUUGGCACAAACAUACGAGGUCUCAUUGACAUGCUUCGGGAAGCAGAGUCAGGCAUCGCCCCUCCUGGCAGUCUGCCUAAUCAGAAUGCCCCGGCUCCUGCCUCACAAAUUGAAGCUCCUCCCAUUUUAAAUUUCUCCACACGACCUGUUCCUUUGCCCCGGACCCGAACUCAACCUGCGGGUGCAACUCCUGUCACACAUCCAGCAACCAUUCACCCUGCCCCAAGUGGUCUUAUCCAGGCUGCCGCAGCAUUAACACCUGGCCAAGCAUUAACACCUGGCCCAGCAUUAACACCUGCCCCAGCUAUAGCACUUGCCCCAGUAUUAACACCUGGCCCAUUACAAGAUCAUUUGGAGGCUGACCUUAACGAAUGGCCAUGGCAAACUGAGAUCACUCAAAUGGAAUGGAGGCAACAGCAGCAAUAUCAGGGCCACACUGUGAGGACAUUUGUGUGUCCCUACUGUCAGGAAGAUGGAAUGGAUGAACUACAUCUACGAGAUCACUGCAAUGCCCAACAUGCCAAUGACAUCAAACGUGUGGUUUGCCCUGUGUGUGUGGUGAUGCCCCAUGGCGAUCCACAGUAUUAUAGCCGCAACUUCAUUGGCCAUCUCAAUCUGCGCCACUGCUACUACUCUGAGGAUGUGACCAACAUUCACCAGACUGAUGAGAUGAAUGUUCAGUGUGCCCUUCUGGCAUCAUAUGAAAAGCACACUUAGACCUGCAGCUAAAAAGCUGCUUGUGAUCAAGACUUUUGCAUGACUCUCAACCACAAGAAAGCAGUCAGAAAAAUAUGACAUUGACUAAUAUAACUAAUGUAAUAAAUGAUUUAAACAUACACAUUUUCUGGAGAAGUCUGAUUGAAAUUGGUAAUUGUCUGAUUAACUGGUUGUCUGAAACGGGUCUUUUCAUACAUAUGUUAGCUGACACAUCUCAAGUUUCGAACAUGCAAUGACUUAUCUGACUCAAGUAAUAAGUUAUGUAAUCAUUUUACUCUGAUUCAUUUUGCACAAUUUAGCUCAUGCACUUUCUCAGCAGAUGCAGCCUCUGGCAUCUAUUUAAGCAGUUUUUGAAAUCAACACUGCCAUAUUUUAUUUGUCUGAAUAUUUUAAUGUUGUGAGAUAGGAAGUAUGCUUUUUAAAACUGCCACACUUUUUUCCUCUUGUCCAAAAAAUUAAUGCAAUAUUUUUUGAUGUACAAGAUUUUUUGAAGACUGUAUUUUAAAAAAUGUUCCCUGUAUAGAAAACAGUAUAAAU